AUGGAUAAAAUUGUGGUAUUUGAUAAUAAAAAGACCGUCAAAGAGGAAUCUCUUCGCCAAAUAUUAUUGUACUGUGGCCAAGUAAAGUCACUAUCGAAAGUUGAGAAACCAUCACAAAACUGUUUUAUAGCGGAAUUUGAGAAUGAGAGUUCUGCAGCCAAUGCCGUUUUUUUGUCGAACACUUUAAUUGACGGCUCACAAAUCACAGUGAUAAAAUAUUCCGAUUACGACAGCUCAAACGUUGAGACGCCUGAAAUUCAAAUAAAUUCGACUCCACAAAUCGUCGAAAAUGACGACGUCCAACUCAUUUCCGACACCGUUGAAAAAGAUGAAAAAGACGAAAAAAUCGAAAAUUCAGAAAAAGUCGAAUUAUCGAAAAACGAAAAAAUCGAACAUGCAAAAGAACAAAUAGUUAAAAGCGCAAAGACUAUCAGCGUGUUUGCCGAAACGUCACUCUUCAAAUUGGAGGCGUUCAUGAUCGACGCAAUAUGCGAAGGCAGAGACACAGUCGAUAAGAUGCGUGGCGUCGAGAAGUAUAAAGAAUAUGAAGUUCAUGGAGAUCUCAAACACUCAGAUGGCUUCAAAGCUCAAAAAUUCACAGUCCAACAGACUCAACAAACUCAACUCGUUCCACCAAUUCAAAUCCAACAAAACGAACUCCCCAAAAAAACUCAAAAACCACUCCCUCCCAUUCCUCCAAAGAAAAGAGAAGACGCUCCAAUAAUUCUUUAA
Entamoeba invadens IP1 is the source of this 732-nucleotide messenger RNA. RefSeq lists its product as hypothetical. Lineage: Eukaryota; Evosea; Mastigamoebida; Endamoebidae. Gene Ontology annotation, molecular function: nucleic acid binding. The record is from RefSeq and is a predicted model, not a curated record. The coding region runs from base 1 to 732 and encodes 243 amino acids. The transcript is spliced from 2 exons.